Messenger RNA from Babesia microti strain RI, 1311 nucleotides. RefSeq names its product X-domain of DnaJ-containing. NCBI's taxonomy places the organism in Eukaryota, Apicomplexa, Aconoidasida, Piroplasmida, Babesiidae. The record is from RefSeq and is a predicted model, not a curated record. The transcript is spliced from 3 exons. Bases 1 to 1311 code for a protein of 436 amino acids.
AUGCAUAUGUAUAAGUUCAAUGUACCGAAAAUAGAUCUGCCUACUUUGGAUAAUAAAAUGCCGAAAACGCCACUACUGCCUACUACUGAGGAGGUAGAAAAUUCCUUCAUUUCCAUGUUUAACCAAAUCUGUGACAGUACUGCCCAACUUACAAGUUAUAUCCAUUGGGGAGAGCCUUCAGCUCCAUACUAUUUGGACCAGGAAUAUCAAUCUAUAAAUGAUGAAAUCGAAGCUAAAAGGGCUGUUACUUGCCCAUUGGGAGAGUUGGACGUAUUCAACAAAGAGCCAAAUCGCACUGUAGUUGACACCACUAUGUAUGAUUUGCUAGAGGUUCCCAGUAAUGCUUCAAAAUCGGAGAUUAAAAGUGCAUAUCGCAAAUUAGCAUUUAAAUAUCACCCCGAUAAAAAUCCAUCCAAUGAAGAGUGCAAACUUAAAUUUCAGGAGAUUAGCAAGGCUUAUCAAAUUCUUAUAAAUGAUGAGUCGAGACGUUCAUAUGAUAGAGACGGAUUGGAAGCUACCAAAUCAAUGGACAUAAUCGAUCCUUCGUUGUUUUUCAUGAUGCUAUUUGGGUCAGAGGAACUAGAAGAAUUUAUUGGAACCCUAAAAAUUGCAAGAAUUAUACAAAUUGUAAAUAAUCAGCCUCACGAUACCCAAAUUUCAAUAAACAACGACAUGAGCCUCAGUCAGAAGCUUAGGGAGGUUGAACUCGCCAUGAAUAUACGCAAAAUUCUUCUUGAUUCCGAUAAAAAGAAUUGGAUUAGGGAUCAGAUGGAGAAAAUUAGGGGGAUGUGUCAGUCUACAUUCGGAGAUGUAAUAAUCGAGUCCAUAGGCUGGGUAUACGAAAACUGCUCGGAUACAUAUAUUGCUGAAAUGACAACAUUCCUGGGUAUUGGCUCCACAAUUUCCCAUAUUCAGGCCGCUAGCCGAUCACUAGGCAACAGCUGGUCAGCAGCCAAGUCAAUAGCCAACGUAGCCAUGGCAGCAACUAGAGGGGAUGGGGUUGACGAUGGCCCUGAUCGUGAAAAUGUCCUAGAUAAGAUGAAGGACAUUAUCACUAACUCAUUGUCCCUAGUCGUCUAUGACGUUGAAUCCACCGUCAGCAGUGCUGCCUUUAAGGCCCUAAGGGAUGAAUCUGGUGAAGCCAGCUCGACGGAGUAUAGGAUUGAAAGAGCCAGGUCGCUGAGGCUUCUGGGCAUUACAAUGCAAGAGACUGCCGUGGAAACAAGAAAUGCCAGGGGAGGAGUUCAACCGGAUAUCGUCAAGGAUAUGCAAGAUGCCUUUGUAAAGGCCAUCAAAAAACGAAACAGAUAA